GAGAUCAGGGUAGACUCUAUGGGAAACGACUCUGUUUCUCUGAGCUGGGGCAGUCCUGUCGGUAUGGAUGGGCUUCAGUACAGCUUCAACAUCACCUACUCCAGCUCCUUCUGGGGUCACAAUGGCUCCACCAACGCACCCUCCAACUCCACUGUCAUCUCUAACCUGAGACCUGGAAGCGAGUAUGUCUUCAAUAUCACUACUGUACAGGCCAGUGGGGGCUGGAGCAAACCGGCUUCAUUAUCUCUCUACACCAAACCAUCCCAACCUGGAGAGAUCAGGGUAGACUCUGUGGGAAACGACUCUGUUUCUCUGAGCUGGGGCAGUCCUGUCGGUAUGGACGGGCUCCAGUACAGCUUCAGCAUCACCUACUCCAGCUCCUUCUGGGGUCACAGUGGCUCCACCAACGCACCCUCCAACUCCACUGUCAUCUCUAACCUGAGACCUGGAAGCGAGUAUGUCUUCAAUAUCACUACUGUACAGGCCAGUGGGGGCUGGAGCACACCGGCUUCAAUAUCUCUCUACACCAAACCCAAUGAGAAGCGCUUGUACCUGAAAUUCAUCUGCAGUUCUAUAGAACUGUUUUCAUGCGAAAAAGAGAAGAAGAUAGUUCAACAAGAGAUUGAAGCCAGGCUGGCAGAGCAGCUGAAGGGAAUGUACUGGAAACUGAACUGGAAAGAGAAGGAGGCGAAAGAAUGCAGUGAUGAUAACUAGAGAGAGAUGUUUCCAAGUUUAACAAACAAGGUCAUAAACACGAGGUCAUAAAAAAGGGUAUAAAGAAAAAUGGGUAAAUAGAUUGAGGUGUUUAUUUAUUGAUUUAUUUCAUGUUAUUCAAUAAUCAGAAUCAAACUCUGGCAUUGUUUGUGGCUGUAGAACCUUAGUUGCCUGUGGAGUACUCCCUGAUUCCAUAGAAAUUCCCAUCCCAACCCUUUUGUAACUGGAUGAAGCUCUUGAAAGAUCGCUGUGAGAGGACUGGCUCUCUACCCAGUAGGCACACAAAAAGAGUCAGAGGUUCCAAUCAACCCUGCGUCAGCAGACGUUAGUGUUUAAAAAAGUGAAAUAAAGAAAGUAGCAACAAUUAAACAAAGCAAACUGAAAUGUACUAAGCAGUGACCUAUACCUCAACGCAGUUUACCCUUUAAAAAAUGCUCACAUACAUUAAGUGUUUCUUCAUUAUAGUUACAUAGUCAAUACAUGUAUACUUACAUAUAAUUACACUGGUGCUAGGAUUGAGCAACUCCAUGUUUUUGUUUGCUUUAUAGAGAGGCCGCAUAGUAUAUAGGAGACUUGGUCCCACUAAACUACCUAGCGGGCAAUUAUUUUAUUAGCUUUCAAUUUCUCUUGAGAUAAUACCAGUGCUUCUCCCUGCCACAACACUUUGUCAUUUCUUUGGAAUCAGGAAGCUGUUAAAAAGAGCCAGGAACUGUGAUUCUACAGGCUUGGGUAAUGCCAGGUAGUUUCGGCUAUAUAUAAAAAACAAAACAAAACAAAAAAAACGAUUUCAAAUUCAAAAUUGGACAAAUAAAACUCCAAACUGUACAGAACAGUUGAAAUAUAUAUUUGAAAAAAUUUGCUAAAGCCCGUGGAGAUUUUAAUGAAUAGAAUAGAUAACAACAACAUAAAAAUUAUUUUGGGGUAUGCAUUUCUAAAACUCUUUAAUAAGUGGUAACACUUUACAUCAAAGAGUAAGAAGUAGUGGGGUUCCAAAAAGUAAUGUCAUACACCUACACGUGCUACUACAACUGUUUAAAUAACGUACCUGUAACUUUUCUUUUCAUUGUUAACAUCCUGACAACUUUUUACCCUUAUAAGGCCAGGAUUAUUGCUUACGUUGUCAAACAGGUAACACAGCAAUAAAGAUCCACAAUGGAAAAGUAGAGCAUUUGUUUUCUUUUUACUUGCUCUUCCUGCAAUGAUUUAAACGUACAGAUCUCAAACCCCGGGG
Polyodon spathula (Mississippi paddlefish) is the source of this 1945-nucleotide messenger RNA. RefSeq names its product receptor-type tyrosine-protein phosphatase eta-like. Gene Ontology annotation, molecular function: protein binding. The transcript has 4 exons. The record is from RefSeq and is a predicted model, not a curated record. Lineage: Eukaryota; Metazoa; Chordata; Actinopteri; Acipenseriformes; Polyodontidae. Bases 19 to 714 code for a protein of 231 amino acids.